UCCAUGCAGCUUUUGUGGGGUUACCCUACACUUAAGAUGAAGGGCUUCAGUGACUUGAUAUUAGCUAUUUUAUCAUUGUUUUGGGCUGUGGUUCGGGUUGGGUCAGAUCCUCAAGUGCCAUGUUUGUUUAUCUUUGGAGACUCUUUGGUGGACAAUGGCAACAAUAAUGGCAUGAUUACACUUGCUAGGGCUAAUUACAUGCCCUAUGGUAUGGAUUUCUCCCAGGGUGUGACGGGGCGGUUUAGCAACGGCCGGACCUUCGUCGAUGUCUUAGCACAACUUCUAGGUUUUCCUGAUUUCAUCCCACCGUUCGCAAGCACAAGUGGCCCAGCUGUGUUAAGAGGCUUGAAUUAUGGAUCUGGAGCCGCUGGAAUCAGGGGCGAGACUGGCAAUAAUCUGGGAGGACAUGUAUCUAUGGAUGAACAAAUAGGGAAUUUUGGGAGAACGUUGGAAGAAAUAAGGAUAUAUUUCGGAGGAAACAACUAUGCAGUGCAGGCGUACCUAAGCAAAUGCAUCUUCUUUUCAGGAAUGGGAAGUAACGAUUAUCUAAAUAACUAUUUCAUGCCUAAUUACUAUAGAAGUACCUCAGAUUACUCCCCCUCUACCUUUGCUACUGUCCUAAUUCAAGACUACUCGCGCCAGCUAACGCAAUUAUAUAAUAUGGGGGCCCGCAAGGUGGUCGUAACGGGUCUUGGUCGGAUAGGCUGCAUACCGUAUGAGAUGGCUCGGCUUAACAAUAACCGUAACCGUAACAGCAGCCGGUGCAAUGAAUCCAUAAACAAUGCGAUUCUUCAAUUCAAUUCCGGCCUACGAAGGAUGGUUGAUCGUUUCAACGGCGGUCAGCUGCCUGGUGCUAAGUUCGUCUAUGUCGAUUCUUACCAAAGUUCAAAUGAUCUUGUCGUCAAUGCAGCCUCUUAUGGAUUCGAGGUGGUCGACAAGGCAUGCUGUGGGGUCGGGCGAAACAACGGUGUGAUAACAUGCCUUCCCCUGCAACAACCCUGCAAUGAUCGAAGAAAGUAUUCAUUCUGGGACUCGUUCCAUCCAUCAGAGGCUGCGAACAUCAUCAUCGCCAAUAAAUCCUACAGUUCCAAGUCACGCGCCGACGUCUACCCCAUGAACAUUCAACAACUUGCAAUGGCUUAAAACUCACUGUUUUUCAAUGUAACACAUUCUCUUAGCUAGCGCAUUUGGAUGUACAAGAGAACUGAAUUGCGAACAUUCAGUUCAAUUUGGAUGAAAAUGACCCAAUGGUAAUGGCAUUUCCUUCGUAUUGUUCCAACUUGAAAGUAAAACUAAUUCAAAACAUAAUCCGCUUG
This is a messenger RNA of Magnolia sinica, 1316 nucleotides long. Its product is annotated as GDSL esterase/lipase At1g33811-like. Gene Ontology annotation, molecular function: hydrolase activity, acting on ester bonds. The record is from RefSeq and is a predicted model, not a curated record. The transcript has 5 exons. Bases 4 to 1143 code for a protein of 379 amino acids. Lineage: Eukaryota; Viridiplantae; Streptophyta; Magnoliopsida; Magnoliales; Magnoliaceae.